Molecule: messenger RNA, 2981 nt
Organism: Sardina pilchardus (European sardine)
Lineage: Eukaryota; Metazoa; Chordata; Actinopteri; Clupeiformes; Clupeidae
Gene: lrrc56
Product: leucine rich repeat containing 56
Exons: 13
Coding region: 354-2321 (655 amino acids)
Molecular function (GO): protein binding
Source: RefSeq, a predicted model, not a curated record
GGGAGACCCUCCCGCUCACGGUAUCCAGGAAGUUGUAUACCGUUGUCAACCAAACUUACAUGGCAAAAUGUGUUGUUAGCUGCAAAAUGUAGGUUUUUUGGUGAAGGACGGUGCGACUCGAAUUAUCCUUAUUUUGAAUUCAGCUAAUACUUGGGCACAGUCCUAUUUCUCUCGACAUGUCACUGAACGAAGUGAACAUUGAUUGUUUUAGUAAAACAGUGGUUCAUCUCAGUACCAUUAUCUGGUAACUUGUGGUCAGAAAUCAGCUAACGUUAUCAUAGUUAUUGCUAGCAAUCCGACAUAGGCAACGUUAGCCCCUCAUCCUAAUUUCAAGUGAGAAGGUAAUACACUUGAUGAUGAACAGUUCUCAAGAAUCCAGGUGUGCAAGUCGCCCAGGUACAAGUCGCCCAGGUACAGCUAGUAUGUUAAUAACAGAGUUUGGUGGAGCCAGUCAGAUGAAUCCUUCUCCAACAAACUAUGAAGAUGCAGAGGUGCUGGUAGAACUUAAUCUGUCUUCAGAAAAACUGAAAGCCUUGACAAAUAAAGAAGACCUUGACAAAGUCACCUCAUUGGAACUGUGUGUCGACACACAACACAGUACCCUUGGCAAUUUUGGUACCUACUUGCCCAACCUGACACAACUGAGAAUGAGCAACAGUUUGAUUUUUUCCGUGAGGGACCUCGGAACAACUCUUUCCCACCUGCAGGUCCUCUGGCUGGUCCGCUGCUGCCUGACUGACUUGGAUGGGAUCGCCUCGCUCUCCUCUCUCAAGGAGCUGUAUGUGGCCUACAACAACAUCUCAGACCUCAGUCAGGUCAGCAUGCUGGAAUGUCUGGAGGUGUUGGACCUGGAGGGCAACGACGUGGACGAUCUUGUGCAGAUCCAGUACUUGGGUCUGUGCAGCCAGCUCACAACUCUGAACCUGGAGGGGAACCCCGUCUGCGCUUGUCCUCGCCCAGAGGCCACAGAGACGGAGGAGUACAGCUACCGGUCGGCGGUGCGGGAGCUGGUCCCGCAGCUGCGCUACCUGGACGACGUCCCGGUGGAGGAGGCUGUGGCAGAGAGCCGAGCCGCGGUUGAUGAGGACUUGGCCCUGCUAAAGGAGUCCAUUAAGGAGAAUGCCUCCAGCAGCAACCUGCAGUAUUUAGAGGAGAGGGCUGCGAGCGCUUGCUCCCUCUCUAGACCCGGUUCUGCUCAGCGGCCCGGUUCGUCUCGCUGCCCCUCCAGUGGACCAGGCAGUUCCAGAGCUCUGUCCUCCCCAGGCUACAGUUCCAGGCCUGGCUCAGGUGAAUCAGACCCAGACAGUUCAGAGCCUGAUGCAAGCGAGUUAACACAUGGAGCGGGUCGUGUCCUGUUGUGUGGAAACCCUGUGCAGGCUCUCAGAGCUCUCAGACAGAAGGCCAAGCCUCAAGCCCCUGCCUUGCCCCUCACCCCCUACCGGCUGCCAAGCCAUGUUCCAGAGCACACCUAUGACACAUACGAGGACUCAGUCCAGUGGAACCGCAGUGAUGUGUACGCAGAGCUUCGGGCUUGGAGAGAAAAGCAUAACAAACGGCUACUUGCCAUUGAGAAGGAUCGCCAGCCACAAGUGAUGGCCAUACUCCACAGCGAGGAAGACGAUGAGGACAGUAAGGACGAGGACGAAGAGGCGACAGGCCACAGUCUAGCCAGUGAUCAUGAAGAAGAGGAGGAGAUGAAUACGAAGGACAGCGGAGAGAAAAGAAGCAGUAAAUGCUGGAGCAGCAUAGAUUCACCUGACUCCUCUUUCUUAUCUCUCUCUUCAGACCUGUCCGAGCGAGAGGCCAUGUCUCCUGAUGACGACUCGAGGCCCUUCCUCCCAUCAGAGUUCACCUUAACUCCGUCGCCCCCUCAGCCGCCCACGCUGCCCUCUACUGGCCGGAAGCUGCCAGUGGCACGCGCACGCAGGCUCAAAUCCAUCCAGCACCUGCCACCCAGGGGCACCAGGCCAGCUCCGCUGGGUGCAGAGUCAGGCGCAGAAGCAGGCCCAGAACCUGGGGAGGAGGAGGAGGAGGAGGAGGAGGAGGAGGUGGUGAGGAGACGCAGUCUGACCGACUGGAGCACCGGUGUGGCCUGCAGACCAGCCUCCAGUCCUGUGGUGCAGGGCCACAGAGAACCAUGCGUGGGGGCUGCUGGAGGAUAUGCUCUGGCCAACAACAGCAAACACCAUCAGCCUGUCAUAAGCUCCAAGCUAACAGACGGACCCGCCCUAGCACGACCCCGCACUGCGAGGGCUGCUCUCCAGAGACUGUCGAACCACUACCCUCUCCUGCCCCAGAGAGCCAGUACUCAGCCCAAAUGAGCCUGCCAACCUCUCAUCACUCGUAUGGUAUGUCUCCCAAAAGCAUCAUUUUGCAACGACCAUGAUUGGUAAGGGGGCAUUCAGAACGAAUGACUCUGCCAUUGUCGCAUGGCAACACUUUUGGAAAAACACACCCCCCCGAUGUUUUGUUUUUAGCAUCUUCUGCAUGGAGCUGAUCUUGUGUUUGUUGUGUCACAAGUUUGUUUUUGAGUUUUGUUUUUGUAAUCUUUUUUGUGGUGGCUGGAUGAAUGUAAUUGUACAGUAAAUAAUUUCCGAUAUUUUUUUUCAGAAGGAACAACAUGAAAUAUAUAUAUAUAUUUUUGAAGCUAAUUAUUACCUGGUCUGUAUUUCCUUGUCAUUGUUUUCAAUUCUAACUUGUGCUAGCUGUGAAAUCUAGUUUUGAUCCACAGUGGGAAGAACAAAAUUGUAGUAGCAGCUUUAUCAGAUGGUUUCUUUGUGGUCUGUGGUGUGAUGCUAAUUGCUGCAGUGAGGAGGGUGCAAGUCAUGUUGGUGCAAGACCGCAGAUGGUUUGUGAGAUUACACUAUUUACUGUUGGUUUAAGGAGACAUAUCGUCAGCUGAUUGCUACUGAGUUUUUCUUAUUACUGUGUGUGUGUAUGUACAUGUGUGCAUAUGUGUGUGUGUGUGUGUGUGUGUGUGC